Rodentolepis nana is the source of this 1047-nucleotide messenger RNA. The record is from the annotation of a GenBank genome assembly. Lineage: Eukaryota; Metazoa; Platyhelminthes; Cestoda; Cyclophyllidea; Hymenolepididae.
AUGGGAGGAAGGGAGCUAGAAGUGCAGUACAAUGGCUUAGAGAAUGAUUUUGGAGGUAUUAAGUACAAGGGAGAGUACGAGCCAUUGGCUUGCCUUCUGUUCGCCCACAUCUGGCUCUCCUUUGUGGCCGCAACGCUGCGUGCCAGUCACCUGGCGGCUUUCGCCUUCGACGGAGAGGGCGCGAGUUCCCUCUUCAGUGUUGGAGAUGUCGCGGGUUUGACUUCUGAUGCUCUCCUUAUCAUCCUCGUUCUCGUCACUGCUGACGUUGGAUUCCCCAUCCUACCCGCCGAACUCUCCCACUUCCAGCAAAAGGUUCGACAGUAUCGCAAACGCCAGUACCGCCGAGUGAUGAGUGCCGCAAGUUUCCGCGACAAUGAAUCCACCAACACCGCAACCACAACUCACGUGGAUGGACGGACCCGAGGAAAAGAGAUCCACUUGCCACCCUCUGCAGCCACGUGGUCAGCGGCAUUGUGCCGAACGGAGGCCUCAGUGGCAAAGGCGGUCGCCACUGCGGCUCGAAUGAACGCCUCCCCAUCUGUUGCCUCACUCUCCUUCACUGUCUAUGGGGCCACCAAGGAGACUGAGGAAGCCAAUAAGCCCUUCCUCUUCUGUUUUGGCCUCUUCAAAUGUUCACAUCGUCGAAUGCGCAUCUUCCUCUAUCUCGGUUCUAUGCUCACUGUUAUUAUCUCCAUUGAACUGGCACUCUACAUCUGGGCUAUGCUUGACCAGGAUCCAGUGUUGGAUAUAUCAGUGUGGAACACAACUCCGGGACGUCUGUUAGUGGCAGUGCGUUUCGCAGUGAUCUUCUGGUUUCUAGCUCUGCUCUACAAGCGUCGAGGCUCUUCUAACGUGGGAGAGGUGAUUGAACCUCUGCACUUCGCAGCUGCUUACCUCCUCUGGCUUCUCACACUUCCUGUUGUGGUCUUCGUCGCCCACACCGCCGUCUCACCUCUCUGGCGCCAUAAAACUAUCAUCGGUGUAAUGCAUCUCUCCAAUUUCCUUGCUUCCAUCCUCUACGCUCAACUCAUCAACAGAGCCAAGUAA